CGAAAGACUUGCCUGCGAACGUGUCUGGGAAGCAUCUGAAGCAGAGGCCGCAAAGAGACUUAUUGUCCGUUAGAUUUUGAAACAGUUUGAGAGUGACUGCGCACAGUGGUGCAAAGUGCUAAUCCAAUUCGAUUUGUGACCGCGUGAAGUUCGCGUUCUGUGUGGAAGUUCGAAAUAAAUUAAACAGCUUCGUCUACGUUUCGACCGAGCACAAUGCAGGCCGUGCACACAAAUGCACAGAGGAGCCAAUGGCUAGUGCUGCUCUUCGCCAUGCUGCUGAAUGCGGCCGUUCAGCCACGCGAUUUCGCUGUGAAUGCCGCGGAGGAUAUUGGCAACGUGUCGCCCUGUGAGAUGGAGACCAUAAUAAAUCAACUGUUGAAUCCCAGCCCGGAGUAUCAGCUACACGCUUCCGCCUUGCGCAAUCAGCUUAAGAAUCUACUGCGUGAACGCGAGGAGCAGCAGCAACAGGGCGACUACGGCGACUACUUGGACGAGGACAAGCGUUCCGUGGCUGCUUUGGCCGCACAGGGACUGCUGAAUGCACCCAAGCGCAGUCUGGCCACGUUGGCCAAGAACGGACAGCUGCCGACGGCCGAGCCCGGCGACGACUAUGCCGAUGCCGAGUCUGGGGAGCCAAGCGAGCAGAAGCGGUACAUUGGCUCGCUUGCGCGUGCCGGCGGUCUGAUGAGCUUUGGCAAGCGCAAUGUGGGCACCCUGGCGCGUGACUUCCAGUUGCCCAACGGCAAACGCAACGUUGCCACCAUGGCCCGGCUGCAGAGCGCGCCCAGCACCCAUCGCGAGCAGCCCAAGCGGAAUGUCGCCGCCGUGGCACGCUACAAUUCGCAACAGCACCAGAAUCAGCGCAACAGCGGCGAGAAGCGCAACCUGGGCGCCUUGAAGUCAUCGCCAGUUCAUGGCGUGCAGCAGAAGCGCGAGGACGAGGAGAUGCUUCUGCCCGCCGUCGGCGCCGCCGCUCCGGACUAUGCCGACCCCAUGCAAAGCUAUUGGUGGUAUCCCAGCUAUGCUGGCUAUGCCGAUCUUGAUUGGAAUGACUAUCGACGCGCCGAGAAGCGCUUCCUUGACACUUCCAAGGAUCCCGAAUUGUUUGGCAUUGAGCAUGGCAAUGAAGCAACCGAUGCCGAUGCCAAUGUCGCUGCCCUUGCUGAGGAGCUGGAGGAGGAUCAACAGCAGCAGCAGCAGCAGCAGCAGGCAGCAUUGCAGGCAAUGCCACAGAAGCGUCACAUUGGCGCCGUCUAUCGUUCCGGUUUUCUGCCCAGCUACCGUUAUUUGCGUAGCCCCACCGGCAACACCGGCGGCGGCUUCGGCGGUGCGGGCGGUCGCUUUAGUCGCUCGGGACGUGCCAGGCAACUUGUCGAGUACUACCCCCAACACGAGCGACUGCGUCAACCAAUCGCAGCCGUUUGUAAACGUUGUUUCCUACCAAAUCGACCGAUGAUGAACUGGAGCGGUGCUGGCAUACGCGGUAGUCUGUCCAAAUUCUAUGUGGAUCCCAUCAUCGAAACGGCCAGAUCAUCGGCAGCAAACGCAGCACGCAUACGCAGCAUUUCCACCAAUUCGCUGCCGAGUGGCCCAAGCAAGAGCCGAAUCUACCCCUUCCAUUCGUGGGGCACACCGCCGCGUAUUACAGCAUUGCAACGGGGCGUCUAUCGACGCAACGGUGAGUCCAUGGACAAUUACGAAUACUAAACUCUAUAUAGAUAUCGCGACAAUAUAAUCCCAAAAUAACAAUAACAAUAACAAUAUCGUAUGCAGAAUU
This is a messenger RNA of Drosophila arizonae, 1777 nucleotides long. RefSeq names its product Neuropeptide-like precursor 1 (gene Nplp1). NCBI's taxonomy places the organism in Eukaryota, Metazoa, Arthropoda, Insecta, Diptera, Drosophilidae. The record is from RefSeq and is a predicted model, not a curated record.